AUGAUCCAGGUGACGCUGACCGUCAUGCUGUUCAUCAUCAGCUACACCUUCUACAAACUCAAUGUCUCCAUCUGUUGCACCUUCAUCCUUCUUGCUCUGUUCACCACUGAAAACACCCCCCUGAACCUGGCCUGCAUGGCGGUGGAGUGCUACAUCGCCAUCUGCCUCCCCCUUCGCCACAUGCAGAUCUGCACCGUCAAGAGGACUUUGAUGCUGAUUGGUUUAAUCUGGACGACCAGCAUGUUGUCUGUUCUCCCUGAUCUCUUCAUCACCUUGGCCACAGAACCACUGGACUUUUUUCAUACCCGAGUGUUCUGCCUCAGGGAAACUGCCUUUCGUAAUCCCCACAUUAUUAAGAAGAGGGACAUCACUUAUAUCAUCUAUCUUGUUAUAGUUUGGUUUGUUAUCUUUUACACUUACUUCAAGGUCUUGUUCACAGCAAAGACAGCUAGCAAAGAUGCUAAGAAAGCCAGAAACACAAUCCUCCUCCAUGGGUUUCAGGUGCUGCUUUGUAUGGCAACAUAUGCAGAACCCCUGUUGAAACAUGCUCUGCACCUGUGGUUCCCUAAUUAUUACACUGACUCCCUCUUUGCUACAUAA
Messenger RNA from Seriola aureovittata, 600 nucleotides. RefSeq names its product odorant receptor 131-2-like. Gene Ontology annotation, biological process: G protein-coupled receptor signaling pathway. The record is from RefSeq and is a predicted model, not a curated record. Gene Ontology annotation, molecular function: G protein-coupled receptor activity. Gene Ontology annotation, cellular component: membrane. Bases 1 to 600 code for a protein of 199 amino acids. NCBI's taxonomy places the organism in Eukaryota, Metazoa, Chordata, Actinopteri, Carangiformes, Carangidae. The transcript has a single exon.